Molecule: messenger RNA, 306 nt
Organism: Saprolegnia diclina VS20
Lineage: Eukaryota; Oomycota; Saprolegniomycetes; Saprolegniales; Saprolegniaceae
Exons: 2
Coding region: 1-306 (101 amino acids)
Source: RefSeq, a predicted model, not a curated record
AUGCGAGGUUGCCUCAUCGGACGCAUGACGAUCGUCCUCGGGGCGGUGAUCUUAACAGUCAUCCUCCAUUUGCUGCCCCGCUAUGUCGUCGCGAUUGUGGCCUUCGUGCUCUUGGUGAUCAUGCUAAUCGCGAACGAUGGCAACGGGCCCAAUCUCUCCACCGCGACGAGCGAAGACGAUCCCAAUGCCCUCACCAGCUACGCGACCAUGCUCAUCUUCUUGUCGGUCACAGCAUUGCUCAUCUGCAACUUUGUGGUGGAGGACGUCAUCCCCGCGUACGUGAACCAUCUCAACGCCACUGCGUAA